AAACGCUCAACGCUCAGCUACGGCACAACGGGAAAAGCGGCAAGCAUACAAAACAAAAGCAACACACAAAUCUGUUUAUUGCUGUAAAAAGCAAACAAGAAAAGUAAACGCCUUUUCAAUGUAAACUUCUAGACGUUUCGUCUAAAGAGUAAACAAACUGUGAUAACGUAAUUAGCACAAAAAGCAACAGACAACGUAACUUAAACUGUGAUUCAAUUGCAUAUACAUACAUAAAUUCUAUAUACAUAUCAGAUACUUAUCUAGUUAGUGACAGUGAUUAAAAAUGCAGCAACAAGAAGAAUUGCAACCAGCGUCAGCUAACUCAGAGGAUCAAGUUGGCGACCCAAUUUUAAGUAGUGGCUUCGUUAGAAGAGACUUUAAUGAUAGCGGAGUUGCUGGAUGUGCUGCUGCUGAUGGCAAGCUCCGUACCAUCUCGACUUCGUCUUGCGCCACGAACAUGUCGACUGAAUCCUACCGCAUCUCUCUCGGCGUAGGGCCUCUGUGGUGGUCCGAUGUCCCUGUCCACCACAGAACAGAUCACGAUAGGGCAUCGCUCUUGACGGGCUACAGCCGGAAGUCUUCGGUCGACUCGGCUGGCGGCAGCUUGUUUGAGGCCAGCUCUCGGGCAUCGUCAUCCUCUUCGUCGUCGGAUGUGUCUGACACGGAGUCGCACGACAUUCAUUCGUUGUGCUCGGAGGACGACUGCCAGGAGGUGUUGCGUCAGAUCUUGCAGCAUGACCAUCCGGUGCAAAUUUCCAUCAAGUUGCACGUCACUGAAGACCAGUCCACCAAUUGGAUGACGAUUUUGAACCCGACCAAUAACAUCUUGUAUGUCGCAUUCCCAACUGAAUUGCCCCCAGCUGGCUCCAAGGAGACCUUCAUCUCGCUUUUGGAGUUCGCCGAGGACAAAUUGGAGGUGGACGGUAUUGUAAUGGUUAUGCGCAAGGAUCAAAUCGAUUGCGGUCGUUUGAUCGAGGCAUUCCUUUUCAUGGGCUUCGAACCACUUUCGAGAAAGUCACCCAAGGCACCACCAGCUGCCGUCAAUGAUAACGAUAACUACUAUUUCCUUUAUACCAUCGAGGAGUAGGCGUUGGAAUGGGCGUUGACAAAACCUCCCAGUCAAACGAUUUAAAAAUGAAACUUACCGAAAAUCCGAAACAUAAAUACUAAACAAUUACAUAUUCCAAGUUAUCCACACCAAUAUUUAAUACCUGUAGUGUUUGCUAUAAUAAUAAUAAUAAUACCAAUAACAAUCCGAGUAGUCGAUCACCAUUAAACAGACAUAUUGACCCACAAUGUGUUCAAUGGAAUAUCAAGUUUCAAAAUUUUAAAACAUCGUAAAAAACAAAUCGUUUAACCUUUUUGUCAACGGGACUUUUUCUAUUGUGUGUAGCCCACAUUUUAUUACCAACAAUGCGUUAGCCACGUUAAGAGCAAGCUUCAACUUGUCGUAAAUUAUUACACAAAAAAUAUAUUCAAAAAUCGAAAGAAAACGUAAAAAAAACUAUUAUAAAUAUGAAAAUGGUAAAAAAAAAAUAAUACAUAUUAGUCUUAAGUUUAUUUGUGAAAUAUUUCAAUACUUAUUAUUUAUGUCUUAUAUAUUUUUGUCACAUUUAUUUGCAUUGUAUUCGAAACAAAAUAUGUUAUACUUAUUACUACUAUACUUUUCUUAAAACAAUACUUUUUUAAAUUCAACAAAUGUAUUUCGUAUAAUCAAUUAUCUUAUUCACAUAUAUAUUAUAUUAUUAUUAUUAUAUUCAGUCUUAUAUACUUAUGUACGAUGAACAGAAGCAUUCUGAAGAAAAAAAACAAGUAUAUUUAUAUAAUGAACUCGUAACACCUUUAACAACAAGCAAA
Drosophila sulfurigaster albostrigata is the source of this 1857-nucleotide messenger RNA. It is a transcript of the gene Oda, whose product is annotated as ornithine decarboxylase antizyme. Gene Ontology annotation, molecular function: ornithine decarboxylase inhibitor activity. Gene Ontology annotation, biological process: positive regulation of protein catabolic process. The record is from RefSeq and is a predicted model, not a curated record. Lineage: Eukaryota; Metazoa; Arthropoda; Insecta; Diptera; Drosophilidae. Gene Ontology annotation, cellular component: nucleus; cytoplasm.